GGGACUUUCCUCGCAAUCCAUUAAUAACUCUGUAUUUUUGACGGAUUGGUUCUCUAUUCUGAGUGGCGACAUGAGUAUUACAAAUGGGAUUUCUUGUUUCGGGGCAUGGUUUUUAGCCCAUAUCUUGACAUUAUUUACGAAUCCAAACAUGUUAUUAAUGUUCACAACGUCCUCUUCAUGUGCUUUACUAUCGGCUAAUCUUUUUGUGCUUAAGAUUUAACGUAAGAAGUUACUCAUUAUUUGUCUGGUUAUAGGAGUCUUUCAGUUCCUACAGUAGGCUACGUUAUCCCUGGCCAGCCCACUGUCAUUCCUCGGGUUCGUCCGUGCGGGUCAUUGAGCGGCCCAUUCCCUUAGAAAAUUGGAUUAGUACACAGAUCCUUUUGAAAGGCACCGAACGUCCAAAGACUCCUCCUCCAUCACACCACUCAUGCCUCCCAUCGCGUCGUUGGCGUGACCGAAGAUUACUGUUUCUAAACGUUAGUUCACGAACCUACUAUUUCUACUGUAGCUGUACUUCGUCAGCAGCAAUGGCCGAUUCAUCCUCAGAACAUUGCAGCUACAAAUAUGAGGAUUACGAGAAGACAGCUGAUUGGUUACGCAAAGAAACUGUGCAAAGGCCUAAAGUAGCCAUCAUCUGUGGGACUGGGCUGGGUGGUCUUGCUGACAUGCUGGAGAACAGGGUAGUAUUUCCCUACAAGGAAAUCCCCAAUUUCCCGCAAAGCACAGUACAAGGACAUGCCGGUCAGCUGGUCUUCGGGGAGCUGCAGGGUAAGCAGUGUGUCUGCAUGCAGGGCCGAUUCCACUUCUACGAGGGUUACAACCUUGCCACAGUGACAUACCCAGUACGAGUGUUCUCCCGGCUGGGCGUGGAGACCUUAAUUGUGACUAAUGCUGCCGGGGGACUAAAUGACAACUUUAAAGUGGGCGAUAUCAUGCUAAUCAAGGAUCACAUCAACAUUCCAGGCUUUGCUGGGCUGAAUCCUCUGUGUGGUCACAACGAUGAGAGGUUGGGAGCUCGUUUUCCCUGCAUGUCAAAUGCGUACGACAAAGAUCUUUCAAGACUGGCCCAAGAGAUUGCUGAAGAGCAGGAGUGUUCCUCCUUAAUCCAGCAAGGCGUGUACUGCAUGGUGGGAGGCCCCAACUUUGAGACCAUCGCAGAGUGCAGGGCUCUCAAGCUACUAGGCGCAGAUGCUGUGGGGAUGAGUACUGUCCCUGAGGUGAUUGUGGCCCAUCACUGUGGCCUGCGCGUCUUUGGCCUGUCUCUUAUCACCAACAAGGUGGUUUCAGACUAUGACUGCCAUGAGACGGCCAGCCAUGUCGAGGUACUGGAGACCACAGAAAUGCGCACUGAUGUCCUAAAGCGUUUGGUCGGUAAACUGCUGGUUAAGAUCUAUAAUUUCCAGUCUGCCCCUGCAAACAGCUCAGAAACAAAGUCAGUCUGAGGUGUUCUGUAGAGAGGAUGCAUGUCAAUAUAUUCUAGAGAAAUAUCUGUCGUUAUAAAUAGAGGGAUCAUUACAAUGAUAAUGCUAGAUUUGACAACUUAUAGACUGGGAUUGGUAUUCAUCACAUAAUUAUGUGCAGUUCUGCUGUAUAGACUUCAGAACAGGCAAAAAAGAAGCUUGAAAUAUCCAUAACAAUGCAUCAAUGAUCUCACAUAAUACUUUACUUAGUACUUCACUGUUACAUAGCCAUUACCCAUUUGCCUUUAAAUAAAAACCAACAUAUACAUAUACUGCAUCUACUGUAAUUCUGCUCUUACUAACUAUCUGACUGGUACAAAAUAUAAUCAUUGCAGUGACCUGUCAAUGGUCUGCCUAUCACAUGGACCAAAAAUCUUUAUGCUGCUAAUUUCAGUUUUAACAUUUAUGUUUAAAAAUACUAAUAAAUGACACUUGUCAAA
Messenger RNA from Esox lucius (northern pike), 1900 nucleotides. It is a transcript of the gene pnp6, whose product is annotated as purine nucleoside phosphorylase 6. NCBI's taxonomy places the organism in Eukaryota, Metazoa, Chordata, Actinopteri, Esociformes, Esocidae. Bases 528 to 1442 code for a protein of 304 amino acids. Gene Ontology annotation, cellular component: cytoplasm. Gene Ontology annotation, molecular function: purine-nucleoside phosphorylase activity. Gene Ontology annotation, biological process: nucleoside metabolic process. The transcript has 6 exons. The record is from RefSeq and is a predicted model, not a curated record.